Molecule: messenger RNA, 1699 nt
Organism: Drosophila bipectinata
Lineage: Eukaryota; Metazoa; Arthropoda; Insecta; Diptera; Drosophilidae
Product: leucine-rich repeat neuronal protein 2
Cellular component (GO): extracellular matrix
Molecular function (GO): protein binding
Source: RefSeq, a predicted model, not a curated record
UGAUACGAUUUUAUUGGAAAAUUGAACUUACUCACGGUUCUGGCCAGGAGCUUUUCCUCCACACCUGAUAAGAUAUGGCAGUCGAAGCUCUGAAAUAGUUACCGAUCCCAUUUAGUGUGUUCCGGAACUUCAAGAUGACGAGCAGUGCUGUUUUCACAAAUAAACUUGGAUUGUGGGCGACCUUUGCCCUCUUGCUGUGCUUGUUGGCCAGUAUGGGAGGUUCCCGGGCGGAGAACAUCGACGCCGAUGAGACGGACCGCUUCUGCUAUCCGGAAUCUGCCCGGAACUCGCGUCGGUCCUGCGAGUGCAGCAAUGUGAGUGCCUCGCCCUGGGGCACGCGAGCCUUGAGGAUAGACUGCAGCUACAAGGACUACAAGAUCACAGACAUCUCCGAGCAGUUGCCUCUGUACACAGACACCCUGGAUCUCUCGUGGAAUGCCCUGGACAAGGCUCCGGUCUUCGCCAGCGAUAGUCUGCACCAACUCAACCUGAUGCACAACAACAUUACUCACCUGACGAGCGGAAACUUCAAGCAGCUGACCAGCCUGCGGGAGCUCUAUUUGGGAUGGAACAGCAUAACCCAGGUGGAUGCAGGAGCCUUCGACGGUCUGCCUCACCUGCAGACCCUCGACUUGGCCCACAACAACAUUCACUCCCUGCCGGGACAGUUGUUCGUUCAGCUUGUGGUCCUCAGCACGCUGGAUAUCUCCUGGAAUCGUCGCUUCAACGAAACGGGAGUGGACCUCUACAAGGGAUUGGGUGUCAACUGGAAGCUGGCCACUCUGCGUCUGGAUGCGUGCAGUCUGACCGAGAUCCUGCUGCCCGCAGAUGCUCCACUCCGGGAACUGUCGCUCCGCCGGAAUCUCCUUCCGCGGAUGCCCAGCCAGCUGCCAGCGACGCUCCUGAGACUGGACAUCAGCGACAAUCUUCUGGAGCACCUGUUGCCAGAGGACACCAAGAACUUAACCCAGGUGCGUCAGCUCUUCCUGGAGGACAUGCCCGUUCUCGAAAGCGUGGCUGCUCAUGCCCUCAUCACCACCGAAAUGCUGGAGACGCUGAGCUUCCAAAACAGUCGCCACUUGACGCACUUCGAUGGCGAUGCCUUCGGAUCCUCCAUGGAUCCCAAGAACAAGCGUCGCGCCCUCCAGACGCUGAGCUUUCGCGGCACUAUGCUGCGCUCCUUUAAUUCCACGCUAUCGCCGGUUUUUGGACAACUUGCCGAGCUGGAUCUCAACGGUCUGCCGCUGCAGUGUGACUGCGAGCUAGUCUGGCUGAAGAAUCUUCCGAUUCAGACCAACGGACGGUGCUACCGUCCCACUCGAAUCCGGGGCAUGCUCGUGACCGCCGCCCGCGCCGAUGCCUUCAGCUGCGACACCUGGCCGCGGUGGGCCUACGGCCUGAUAGUCCUCUCCCUGAUCGCCCUCAGCGCCGUGGGCAUCUACCUGAUCGUGAUGGGACUGCGUCCACACAGGGGCGUCACCAUGCGCCGCAAGGUAGGUGCCGGGAGCCCCUAUGCCCGGAUCACCAUCGAGCCCAAUCGCCAGGAGAAUCCGCACUAGAAACUCUGCUCCUGAAACUCUUACCUUCUAAGCUGUUAACCAUACGUGGCUGAAACAAGGGAUCAAUGUUUAAGUGAAUCAAUUGUGUGCAUUAUCAAUGCGAUAAGUCAAAAUCUAAAUAAAUCUAAGUGUAAUCGAAA